UGAGGGUUAGAAUAGCGUAACUAAUUUAUUCGAUUAUCUCCCUUGGUCUAAGAAGGUCAGAUAAAAAUAGCGAUAAUGAAGUUUGCCAGAGAAUGCCGUUCAAACUAGAUUGUCUUGAAAAGAAACGUACGGUUGUCAUCACUGUCAUCAGUGUAUUGACCGGGAUUACCCUGAUCCUUUUCAUUUCAACAGUGGGGAAACUGUUUAAGAAUGGUGACUUCGGUGAAAAGUUCUGCGUCAGCUCUAACUUAAACUACGUCACACUGGUCAGCAGGGAGAUGACCAAGACUCACUACGAUGCGGACAGUGGUCAUAUCUGUGCCGAAGAUUAUGGGACGAUUCUAGAUCUGGCCAUUGAUUUAGAACUUAGGCUCCCCCGUGCGUCAGCACUGAAAUAUAUUGUACCAGAGAAUAACCUCAGUCAAAUCACAGAUGACGUCAUAAACAACCUGUUCCUCGCUUUGAACGAGUCCAGCAUCAACCCCGCGUUCGAGCACGUGAAAGAGGUGAAGGUCACACCCAACAGCCUCGUUAUCCUGCAUCCAGGCAUGUAUUACAUUUAUGCUUCGGUGGUGUACAAUCUCAGUCUCCCUUUGGACACACUGAACAAGACGUUGUACCUCCACCUCCACCGAACAAGCCCCACAGAGGAAGCGUCCAGUAUCCUAGCAACGUCAGCUCACACCUGCUGUGCCAGGUGCCACCAGGCGGUCCAGACCGCUUACACGAGUCACCUGAGGCAGCUCGAGGCUGGGGAUAGCCUGCAGGUUUCCGUUUCCGGCCCCGGUCACGUGUUGGAGAAUUUUAAACUGGACAGCCAAUCAUCGUUCAUCGGCGUCACCACACUGGCCGCCGACAUACACCUAGCACAGAUACAGCGCAAAUACAUUUAGCUACCUUAAAAAAAUGCCGUGAUAUUGGAUGUCUAAACACAAUGUAAACAAUAAAUUAUUAAAAUUAUUUAAUAUUUUGACUUUUGAUUUGAUUUCUGUGUGGAUCCGUGGAAUCUUGCCAUCCGUUAUUCAUCUUGUACAAAAUCGAUGAGUAUCUCUGAUGACAAUACACCAGUCUCUAAGUUUAAGCUGUUUAGAUGUAAAAUAAACGAUGUUUUCCAGCUUUAAACUUGAAUGUGUCACAGUAAAUGUAGAAAAACUGUCCAUAUCCACACAGAGACAGCAGUCAGACAGUUUACACAAAUAAAUGACAGUGUUGAAAGACACACAUUUUAAUUUUCUGCUUAUAAACAACACUAGGAAAACUAUGGUAUCAACAGACACAGAUGUCAUUAAUCAGCAUGUGUAAUGGGCAGUGAAUAAUGUUAUAUAACAAGCCAGAAUUUUGUUUUAAAUAAAAAUCUACGUGUAGCCCAGGUCUA
Molecule: messenger RNA, 1375 nt
Organism: Physella acuta
Lineage: Eukaryota; Metazoa; Mollusca; Gastropoda; Physidae
Biological process (GO): immune response
Cellular component (GO): membrane
Molecular function (GO): tumor necrosis factor receptor binding
Source: RefSeq, a predicted model, not a curated record